AUGAUGCCUGAUCGAACAAAAUCUGAACUAGCUCAUUUAUAUUUUAAUUCUAAAACUCAUAAGGAUGAUAUACCAGUUCGACCAAUUGAGAAUACAAUUCGUUCUCCAACACGAAAUAUUUCACAAUUAUUAGAUAAAAUAAUACGACCUAUACUCAAUGACAAAUGUGGUACAACAACUAUCAUAGAUGGUACUUCUUCAAUUAAAGAACUCCUGAAAUAUGUCAAAAAAGGUCUUUUCCAAUCAUCGACUCUUUUUUGUACGUUUGACAUUCGUAAUUUAUAUACAAUGUUACUACAAGAUGAAGCACUUGAUAUUCUUGUCGAAUUUCUUCGUUUCUAUGGAUACACUAAAGUAAAAGGCAUUGAUAUCGAAACAAUACGAGAAUUAGCUGCGAUUGUACUUAAAGAAAAUGUUAUUGUCUAUGGUAAAAAAAUUUAUAGACAAGCUCUUGGUGGUACUAUGGGUUCAUCAUUUACCUUAAAAUUAGCAAAUAUUUUCAUGUGGAAAUGGCAAAAAGAACUCGUACGUCGACAAGAUAUGACAAGUGAAUUUUAUGGCCGGUAA
This is a messenger RNA of Rotaria sp. Silwood2, 567 nucleotides long. The record is from the annotation of a GenBank genome assembly. NCBI's taxonomy places the organism in Eukaryota, Metazoa, Rotifera, Eurotatoria, Philodinida, Philodinidae.